Molecule: messenger RNA, 267 nt
Organism: Penicillium soppii
Lineage: Eukaryota; Fungi; Ascomycota; Eurotiomycetes; Eurotiales; Aspergillaceae
Exons: 2
Coding region: 1-267 (88 amino acids)
Source: RefSeq, a predicted model, not a curated record
AUGUCACUAAAGCUGGUGGGGCAGUCAAUUUUGGCCAAUGAACACAUCUGGAGAACGCUUGCGCUUCUACUAGAUCUUAUUCGCAUUGAAACACCAUACCUCCACCAUCUUCUCCGAGUCUACCUGGAUGGAACAGCCUUGGACAGGAAUACAGAAGACACCUCACGACCGGGUAACCGACUGUCUCGCCCAAGCCCCCGUGAUCCUGGAACGGGUGCGAUCAUUACCCCAUCUGAGUUUAAGCCACCAGAUCGAUUUGCUCCAUGA